Messenger RNA from Arvicanthis niloticus (Nile rat), 2435 nucleotides. The record is from RefSeq and is a predicted model, not a curated record. Lineage: Eukaryota; Metazoa; Chordata; Mammalia; Rodentia; Muridae.
AGACCAGAGGCCACCUAUGACCAGUGAGCACUGUCUGCUAGUGGACAUACGGGCAAGUUUGGAGAGAAGAUCAGUCAAGAACAACCAUUUAUCCUGCACCAUCGUAAUGUGGAUUACUGCUAGUCCCUCCUAUACUGGCCCUGACCAUGUCAGAAAAUUUCCAAAGCACACCUUUCUUUAGGACAGAAAGUACUCUGCAGCCCUCUCUGCCUGUGCUGAACAACUCCACACCCUCAGGAAUGGUGUGCAACUACUCCAGUGUCUCCAUCCCAGCUGUGAGUUCAGCAUGGCUCCUGCCAUCAGCAUCCAGUACUUCUCUCCAGCCACUCAUGGGCAGUGCCUACCUUAAUCUACAUGCUAGCACAACUAUGCUGACAGUGAUGACUGACCAGAGCCAUGUCUCCAACUCCAUACUCUGCUGUCCAGUGGUGGAACUGGAGACAUCCCUGGGAGUGUGCCCUUCAGGCCAAACAUUUUGUCUGCUGCAGAGUCCAGAAUUCUACAUCACUAGCACCCAGGUUUCCCUGAAGAAGACACCAUCUCUUGGUGGGGACAGGCCAUUAAAAAUACCUGUCCAUAGUCCUUCAGAAUCCCUGUCCUUGCCUCCAGCUCCAAGCUAUGAACAAACAGAGAUUAAAAACAUGCAUGAGAUGCCUUUGAUGCCUCGGGAUGCUUAUUAGGACACUAAAGAAAACCAAGACCCAACACUCUUCCCUUUAGCACACCCUGACUUGCAGUAGCCUCUGCACUGGCCUGACACUGGAGCCUAAGAAUGAAGUCUGCUCCUGACAAUACCAGCUUGGGAGGCAUCAGACUAGGUCUGGAAGAUAAAGAAAAACUGGACAGUUUGAUGGUGUCCACUAUGGAAUUUGCAAAUAUCACCACACUGGUAGCAAAUAUUCACCCAACUCUUCAACUUCCUCACUGGCCUAGAUCAAUUUCAAGAUACUGUAGCAACUGAAUCCACAGACUCCACAGUCAUCUGGAUGGACCAGGCCCAAGACAAAAUCCUCAGUGAGCCCUCUGACAAGGUGAGGAAGGAAGACCAUAAAACCUCUGAGCUGAUUUAUGGAGCUACUCAGGCCAAAAUCCAAAGCUGCAAUUUAGUAGAGGCAGAGGGGACUAUGGCCAGUGUUGGGGCCAGUGAUGGGGAUAUUGAAAGUAUGGAAAAGGACUUGUAAGACAAAGCUCCCAAAGUGUCACCCAUUAGGCCAGGAAGAGCUAAUGGACAAGGGCAAGACAAGACCAAAUGGAACAAAGAAAAUAAUUCCAAGAAAACAGAGGAGCUUAAACAGUCAAGGAACAGAGUCAAAGCUGAAGAGAAGCACACAAUCCCGAAGUCCAAGAUAAAGAGUGAUCUACCUGAGCUCAGCCACAACAUAUUUAAAAAGCCUUGAACCCACAUUGGAAUGCACAUGCUGGAGUCCAUGCAGGUCUGCCACCCACUAGGGAAGAAGAGUGAAAAGAAACCUGGCAUUGCAUAUUCUUGGAUUCUGGGAACUUUUAGCAGCAACAAAUAUUCUGGGCCAAGCCCAGCCACAACAGUACUACACGAUAUGCUACAUGAGUGCCAGGGCCGUGACAAAACUCUAGGCAAGGCUCAUUGAGUAGAAAGCAGUGCUUUCAAAAAGUGUCCAUCUCAGUCCCAGUAUGAGCUGUCCCCAGCUAGGAAGGUCAGGAUAGUACAUCUGCCUUUCCCAUCCCUGGACCAGCCUCAAGCCAGACUUGUUCCUAGAAAGCACCUCACCCUGGCUUCACACAGGCCCACUGCAGCUUACUCUGAGAGGUGUCAUUUUCACUCAGCUCAGGUUACCACACUCAAGCCAUCCCAACCACCUCCUGUCAGCAAAUCUUUGAUGGCUUAGUGCUAAGGGAGCUCCUCCAGAUUCUUCCAGUGCCACACAAGCUAAAGUAACCAACAACAUCCAGAUUAACACUGUGCCUCAGUCAGGAACCUUGAGGCCUACACCCUAUAGAGCAUCAUCUCCCACUUCCCCCCAGAGGGAAGUGCCAUCACCUACCAAACCUCAAACUCAAUAUCUGCUGCAAGACUUCACCCAUCAACCAAUUCCAUAGAGGAAAGUUGACAUUCUGGGACCAGUUGUCUCACAGCCCAUCACAAAAGAGCAGAGGCCAGAGAGGGAGGCCAUGAAGAGGCGGGCCCAACAGGAAUGCCAGAAUGCUGUCAGGUGCACCUCUCCUGGGAAACUUCAGAUUUUCCUCCAGAGAAAGAAGGAUAUGGAAAUUUCCCAAUAUUAUGGCCAUGCAAUGUAAGAGCCGCCCAGAACUUUGUAACAAAUUGCUUUUCAGUGUGGACAAGGAUAAAUAUAGACAAUGAUACAUAUGUAUACAUGGAAUUUCAAGUAUUAUGUAAAUGUGUAGUGACAUAGUUACAUCUGUAGUUAUGUAAAUAUUUGAAAAGUAAAAUUGACUGG